AUGACUGAGCUGAACUCAAGCUUGUGCCAAUUGAACUGGCUAAUUGCCAAAGGUGGAAUUGGAGAUGUGAAUGGUCCGGAGAUGUCGUUAGUUCCAGAAAAACAACCAAUUCUAGAGGUGGCUUCAGCUCCUCAAAUUGCUCCAGGAGUUCGUCGUAAAAUUUAUGAGGGACCCGACAAGCCACCAUAUUCCUACUCUCAACUCAUUCGUUUUGCCAUUGAAGACUCUGUGGACAAAAAGUGCACUUUGGCUGAAAUCUAUUCGUACAUAUCGCAAAGUUUCCAGUUUUAUCGUGAGAACCGGAAUCCCAGUUGGAAGAAUUCAAUUCGACACAAUUUAUCGUUGAAUAAGCAGUUCAACAGAAUUGAAAAAAAUGAUGGAGAUAGACGUGGAUGGUGGGUUUGUGUGGAACCACCAGCAAAGAAGCCACGGAUUCUGAAAGGAGAUCCAGUUCGUGUCAAUCCAAUUUACGAGCACUUGUACAACAAUAAACAACAAGAAGUCCACGAGGUCAUUUACUCUCCUGUUCCAGAACAAGUGUAUCUUCCGCAAAACGACGAAGAAAUCGUUAUCCAAGAAACGGAGCUAACGGAGCAAGAGAUAAUGGAACUCAAUCUGUUUGAAUCAUAUGAUCUGAACUCUUCUUUCCGUGACGUCUACAAUCAAAUCUUUGAGAAGCCAAAAAGUCCGAAUGAGAAGAAACAAGCGGCUCAAAUUGACUGGUUGAAAAUAAGCUUGGAAGCUGCUGGUCUGGAUUAUCAUGAUGAGCAAGACCUCAGAGAAAUCGACACCGUCAAGCUAAAAGAUUACGUUUACAACGGUUUCCCUUCGGAAUGCGACAGUGAUGCUUCAACUCCAAGAACAGAUUUCAGCCGUCACUCCUCUUCCGAUUCAUGCGUCUCCAACUCAUUGCCAGUUCACGGCGAGGAAUCAGACGAUGAGACUGACUGGGAUACUUUGAUCUGA
Caenorhabditis briggsae is the source of this 966-nucleotide messenger RNA. It is a transcript of the gene Cbr-fkh-8, whose product is annotated as Protein CBR-FKH-8. The transcript is spliced from 8 exons. Gene Ontology annotation, molecular function: DNA-binding transcription factor activity, RNA polymerase II-specific; RNA polymerase II cis-regulatory region sequence-specific DNA binding. The record is from RefSeq and is a predicted model, not a curated record. NCBI's taxonomy places the organism in Eukaryota, Metazoa, Nematoda, Chromadorea, Rhabditida, Rhabditidae. Gene Ontology annotation, biological process: anatomical structure morphogenesis; regulation of transcription by RNA polymerase II; cell differentiation. Bases 1 to 966 code for a protein of 321 amino acids.